AUGUCAGACGAAAGGGACAGAUUAAGUGAGUUGCCGCCGGAACUUCGCGAACUUAUCGUCGAAAAAUGCGACUAUUUGUCGAGGUUUGCAGACAAUUUUCAGUGAAUUUUCAACAAUUCACAACAAAAUUCAGAUGCUCGCUGAGCCGCACGUGCAGAGCUCUCAAAUCGACAGUUGUCGCAUCGAAAACCGUCAUUCCGGCGGUAAAAAUAAAAGAGCGACGGAACGGAGUGCAUUUCGAAUUCACAUUCCGUCUUUUCAAGGAGAUUUCUCUGAAAUUCGAGCGGCACGGCCAAUCGGCCACGCGAAUUUAUCGUCGCGACAAAGAAGACGUCGUUUUGGAGGGAACGGACCCGAUCGCAGAGGCGCUUUCUCUUUUCCAUCGAGUUUGCGUUCAGAAGCACCUUACCGUCGGCUACCUCGGAAUUGAGACGGUCGGGGCGGUGCCAGAGCUCACCGAACAGCUCCGCGCUCUUUUUACGCGACAAUCGGACUCGGAUCCGAUUAAAAUUCGCAAAAUAUCAUGGCAGAGAGACGGAAUUUCUGAUUUGGCGUGGACUUUUUUGGAGUUUGCCGAUAAACUGGUGCUCGAGGAGCUUAUCAUCAACGGUGAAAUCGAGGAGAAAGUUAAUAUAUUCGGAGAUCCGCAACGUCGGGCGAUCAUUCAGAAGUUGGAUAGAGUUGAGGUUCAUCCGGAAAUCGAAGAGACCGAAUCGGAAUUGGUGCACCUUAAAAAGGAGAAUAUUAAAAGUAAAUACAAUUUUUCCAGAUUCUUUCGUUGAUCGCCUCGAGGAUCCACCUGAAAUCUCAGCAUUUCACCGGAGAACUCAUCGAAAAAAUGAUUGAGAAAAUUGCGAAAAAUCGCAAAACUGGCUCGUAUUUCAUUCUCAAAAAGACGGAACAAUCGGAUUUUUUGCAGCUCGUUCCCAGCGGGUUUCAGAAAGCGGAAAGCAUUGAGAAAAAGUGAAAAUGGUCUGAAAAAUUUUAAAAACUGAAUUUCUCAGUGUCAACGCCUACACAAUGCGCCUGAAGGACGACGACACUGCGAUCAGUCUGAAAAUGGGAAGUUUUGGAGUUUACGCGGACGUCCAGAGCUUCAAGAUUUCGGAAGAGCGAACGAUGAUGGCACAGGUGCGCAAAAAAAAAGAUUUCGUAAACGGAACACGUCUUCAGCUCCGCGAAAAAUGUCUUACGCGCUCCAACUGCUUCUGCCAACAGCCGACAUUCCUUCCGGAAGACGAUUCUUCGGAAUUCGACGACUACGACGAGUACGUGGACGACGACAGCGUCGAUUACGAUUACGAACGCCUCGAGAUGGACUUCAACGGAGAAUUCGACGAUUUUGACGACGAUGAUGAUGAUUUUAACGAGGAAGAAGAUUAA
Molecule: messenger RNA, 1383 nt
Organism: Caenorhabditis sp. 36 PRJEB53466
Lineage: Eukaryota; Metazoa; Nematoda; Chromadorea; Rhabditida; Rhabditidae
Source: the annotation of a GenBank genome assembly